Molecule: messenger RNA, 1186 nt
Organism: Sarcophilus harrisii (Tasmanian devil)
Lineage: Eukaryota; Metazoa; Chordata; Mammalia; Dasyuromorphia; Dasyuridae
Exons: 4
Coding region: 403-1083 (226 amino acids)
Source: RefSeq, a predicted model, not a curated record
GAGGGAUAAGAAGCAUUGGAUGUUGGGAGUGGGGGGAGAAAUAGGCGAGUCACACUGGAAACCAAAGCUCGGACACUCUCAGUCGUCGGGAGUGUCCCGAGCCCCUUCUUGAGGGGCCGCUCUGCCCCAGGAAGGUUGGACUGGGUGGUCGCCAAAGCCUCUGGCGGCCCUGACCUUCUGUGUCCUAGCCCCCCCCCCCCUUCUGCAGGGAGGGAAGGGCUAGAGCAUCAUUAGGAGCUGGCGUAGGACUGCGGGGAAGAGGCACCACGCUUGCGCUGACAGGAGAGGCAGAAGGGAGGGAGGAGCGAGCCCCAGGCUGAAGGAGGAGGAGGAUGGCAGCUCUGCCGCCACCGCUGGUCACCUUGCUUUGGAUCGGGGUCCUGUCUCUCCCAACGGCGACCCAUGGCGCGGCCGUUGCCCAGUUUAGGGGAAGACAAGGGAACACCUCGAGUUCACGCCCAAAUCAGACAUGGUCAGAGCUUUUCAAGCUGUCUCCUGUCUCCAGAGGCCUCGAUGGUCAGACGCUUGCAGCCCCGGGCCCAGCCUAUCUCUUGGAACCUGGCGCAAAUAGUGAGGGUCCUGCAGUCGGAGUGGCCUCCAGGUUCCCCUAAAGCGGCCCUGCUGGGCCAGACCCUGGAGCAGCUUCUGGAGGCAGAGGCUGGGCGGCAGGAGUGGGAACGGGAAAACAAGGCCAAAUCUGCGGCCCUGGCCCAGUUCCUCUUGCGCCUGUGGGGCAGCUCCCAUCUUGAGCCUGAAGUCAACAUGGAGGAGCCGCCGGCGCUCGAUCCCAAGACCCAGACCCAGGAUGAGGCGGCCGACUCCAACCAGGCACUGCUCAGGUCCCUGAUAAGCCGGCUCUUGGCCAAGAUAUCAGAGGCCCAAAUGGCUUCCACCCUGGUCCGGGGGGAACCGUGGCCUGUGCAACGCCGUCGCCUGCGCCGGGAUCUAGGGCCGGGUCCCGCUUCCAAGCCACAGGGGACCGCACCACUCCACCUGAGCCGCCUGGAGGCCUUGGGAGCCAAGGGCAGGGCUCAGGGCCGUCGGGGGCUGCCACUUGCCCCCACCCACUACUGGCCAGAAUAAUGGGGUCUCCGUUCCCUUAAGGCUCCUGGCUUCCCCUCUCUCCCCUAGUCACGCAUGUUCCCCCCACCUCAGCAUCCAAGCUUAAUAAAGCAAGCAAAGCAGA